AUGACUCGUCCGUUGCCGGUCAAAGCGCUUGCGCCGAACUCUGCGAGCGGGCGCUGGGAUUAUCUUUUUGAGCAGACCAAGCUUGCGCCUAGCACGUCCUCGUGGGCCCCACAUGAUGCGCCCAGGGAGCACGACAGAAGGGCAAAGUCACCCGAUAAGGCAGAGCCCUUUGACAGCAAGGAGAUCAGACAAGCUCGGCUGCUUCAAAGAGCUCGAGCGACGCAAGCUGUUGCUCGAGACGUGCUCGAACAGCCCGACGGAUUGAUCAGCCGGGAGGAUCCCAGGAUACGGACGGAAAUCCUGCUCCUCAUCGAACAGUACCUCAACGACCAAGGUCUCAAUGCUACAAAGGUUGUUCUGCACGAUGAAGCGGCACUGAAAGGCCGGGAACGAGAUGAGCGGACGAGUGAGUACAAGAGACUCAAGCGCUGUAUUCUCGAAGGCGACUGGGCAGAGGCUGAUCAGCUGCUCGGCAAGCCCAUGCUGCGCACGCAAAAGGCUCUCAUGUUCUGUGUGUUCAAGCAGCAAUUUCUCGAGCUCAUUGAACACCGGGAGACGCAAAAAGCGCUAAAUCUGUUGACAAAGCGUCUCAAACCUCUUGAGCAUUAUCAGAGCACGCCUAACGAGUUCAGAUCGCUUUCAUAUCUGCUCAGCGCCAAGUCGGUUCACGAGGAUCCCGCAGGCUCGUUCAGGGACUGGGAGGGCAUCUUACCAGGUCGCGAGAAGCUCGUGGCUCACUUCGGUCACAUGCUCGAGGUCGAAAAGCUCGCAAAGGACACGCAGACAUACAUCCCGUCUCGACGGUUAGAGGAGCUGCUUGAUCAGGCAGCGGCCUAUCAGAUCCAAUCAUGUCGUCAUCGUACUGCUAAGCCUCGGCUGACGAGCCUUUUGUACGACUAUACGUCAUUCAUCCUGCCCAACUCGCACAUGACAAGCGUUUCUGGGCAUACACAAAAUGUCAAAUGCGUUGCUUUCUUGGGCGAGUCUGGCGCCAACUUUGUCAGCGGCUCGAGCGACACGACGAUCAAGAUCUGGGACACUGACACUCUUGAGUGCAUAGAGACUUUCGUUCACGGCGGACGCAUCUGGAGCGUCGAUGCGUUCCAGAGUGCAAGCGUCAGCGUAUUAGCUAGUGCAGGUUCUGACAAAACUGUCAAGCUAUGGCAAGCCGGCUCUGCGACGCCGAUAUCAUGUUUGAACGGCCACCGUGGCGAUGUUUAUUCACUCGCAUUUCAUCCAGGCGGAGCCUCACAUAUAGUCACAGGAGGUUAUGACAAGGUCUUGAGACUGUUCGACUCGACUACUGCCGACAUCUUGAGGACCUUCUCCGGUCAUCUCUCAUCCGUCUCGUCAGUGGUCUUCAAUGGCAUGGGCAAUCUCAUCGUGUCUGGCUCAAAAGACUCUUCGGUGCGGGUCUGGGAUUGCGUGUCCGGUCUUUGCGUCAAAACGAUUAACCAGCACCUGGGCGAAGUGACUUCUGUCAGGUUGAGCGACGAUGGCAUCAGCAUGCUUUCCGCAUCGAAAGAUAAUACCAAUCGCCUCUGGGAUACUCGCAUGCUUCGCGCAUUGCCGCUCCGUCGCUUCAAAGGUCACUCAAACGUCGGUUCACGCAACUUUAUCCGCGCGUCCUUCCUGGGUAGCUCACUAGCGGACGGCACGAUGCUGGUUGCUUCGGGCUCAGAAGACGGCAGCAUCUACAUGUGGGAUGCAUCGAGAGGCGGUGAGCCCAAUACAGUCGAGACGCCCCUGCAAGCUCUCACGGGCGGCCAUCAAGGCGCUUGCUACCAGGCUGCUUGGAAUGCCAAGUCAUCGUUGCUGCUCUCGUGCGGUGACGAUGGCAACGUUGGCAUCUGGCAGUAUAGCCCAAAUGCGCAGUUCGAUUUCGAAUAA
Mixia osmundae IAM 14324 is the source of this 1890-nucleotide messenger RNA. RefSeq lists its product as uncharacterized. Gene Ontology annotation, molecular function: protein binding. The record is from RefSeq and is a predicted model, not a curated record. Gene Ontology annotation, biological process: mRNA splicing, via spliceosome. Lineage: Eukaryota; Fungi; Basidiomycota; Mixiomycetes; Mixiales; Mixiaceae. The transcript is spliced from 2 exons. The coding region runs from base 1 to 1890 and encodes 629 amino acids.